GGUGGGGCUGCGCCGUGAGCUCAGCGCUGGCGGAGCGCCCGGCCCAGAGCUAUGAAAGGGAUGGAGCCGCCCCGCUCCGGCACUGCUGCACCCGCCGCCCGCCGUGCCGGGACAAACUGAACCGAACCGAACUGGGAUCAUGACCCUGGGGCUGCCACUACUGCUGCUGGUGUUGACGCUGCGAAGGGUGCAGGGGGGGGUAGGGCCCCCCCCUGGAUCCCCACCUGGCUCCCCAGAGCUCCCCUGUGGGGCUGCAGCACUGGAGGCAGUGCUGGGGCGCCUGCGGGAGCUGGAGGGAGAAGUGCGGGCGCUGCAGGGACAGUGCGGGGACAACGGGGGGCCCCAGGCUGGCACCGGGCGCACGGCAGCGCGGGGACUGUGCAGCACCCCUGAGGCAGGGGGCUGCGGGUGCGGGUGCCGGCUGGGGGAGGGUGGGGGGGGCCUCCCCUGCCCCGAGCCCCGAUGCCCCCUCGACUGCAGUGACCAGGGCCGCUGCCGGGCUGGCCGCUGCCACUGCUUCGCCGGCUUCACCGGGCCAUCCUGUGCUACACCUGCCUGCCCCCCCGGCCGUGGUGGGCCCCACUGCACCCUCGAGAUCCCCGCAGUGACACCACGCUUGGCUGCACGCAACCAGACGUCCUUCCGUGUGACCUGGCCUCGGCCGAGCAUGCCCGUGGAUGGCUACCAGGUGGCCCUCAUCCCCAUGGAGGAACCAGCAGCAAUGGCCACCCACGAACUGCCUGGCUCUGCUGUCACCUUCGAGGUGACAGGGCUGGUGCCUGGAAGCGCCUUUGAGCUCUUCAUCCAGGCCCAGCGGGACCAGCACCUUGGGAUGCCUGGCACCCUGCGCGUCCGCACCUUGAUUGCCCAGCCCCUGCCCACCCACAGGGGACCCCUGGGGUCCCCUACAUUCCUGGCAUCUCCACUGGCCCCAGCAUCACCAUCAGCCCGAGGGUCUCCAGCAUCCCCACGGUCCCCAGUGUCACCAGCGUCCCCAGGGUCCCUGGGAUCCCCGGCAUCACCAGUAUCACCGGAUGCAUCCCUGGUCUUACCAGGGUCCUUGGGGUCACCAGCGUCCCCAGCGUCUCCAAGGUCACCGGGAUCCCCAGCAUCUCCAGGGUCCCCGAGGUCACCAGCAUCCCCGAGGUCUCCAGUGUCACCAGUGUCCCCGGCAUCACCAGCUUCCCCUGAAUCUUCAUGGUCACCAGUGUCCCCAAGGUCCCCAGAGGCACCAGCAUCCCCAGUAUCCCCAAGGUCACCUGCAUUUCCACAGUCCCCAGCAUCACCACAGUCCCCCAUUUUACCUUCAUCUCCAAAGUCUCCGGUCUCCCCAGCAUCUCCCAUGUCCCCAGUGCUCCCAGGUGUUCCAUCUCUGCAUGACCUGGGGGCUAAGCUCUCGUCCUACAAUGGGUCCUUGCUGCAGCGCCUGGAGAGCCACCUCCGGGCCACAGCCUUCCCUCUCCGGGGCAACCAGACAGUGCCAGCAGUAGCCCGUGCCAUCCUCUCCUACCUGCUUCGCCGCAGCCCAGCCUCGCUGCGCCACCAGUUCCUCCGCCACCUCCAACAGAGUCCCCACCCCAAGCCCCAGCUUAUGCCAGGGGCUGCCGGAGAGGCCCUUGUGGACCUGGAUGGGCUGCGGGGCCACUCAGAGACUGUGGUGAUCCGCUACCGGCCCCUGGGGGAGCUGGAGGGGGCCGAGGGGGAACUGCGGGUGCCAGGGGACACAGCAGUGGCCCGGGUGCCAGGGCUGGUGCCAGGGGCCAUGUACCGGGUGGAGGUGCAUGGCGUGGUGCAGGGGCGCGUCUCCAAGUCCUACACAUCCCUGGUGACUGCAGGGGUAGGUGGCACCAGUGAGCCCCCGAUAGACUGGGAGCAUCUGUAUGAGAUGGAGCUGACUGAGCCUCAAGGUGCCAUGGCCAAAGCAGCCCCAUCAGAGGAGGAACCACAACAGCAGCCUCGCUUGGGCGAGCUCACGGCCUCCCAUGUGACACCCAACACUGUCCAGCUGGAAUGGAACGUCCUUGAAGGCACCUUUGACUCCUUCACGGUGCAGUACAGGGAUGCACAAGGCCAGCCACAGGCACUUGCUGUGGACGGUGGGUCCCGCACAGUGACUGUUCCUGGGCUGUUGCCUUCCCGCCGCUACAAGUUCAAUCUGUACGGGGUGUGGGGGCGGAAACGUAUUGGUCUUAUCUCCACUGAUGCCAUCACAGCCCCAGCACUCCCAAAGGAGGACCUGCCAUCCCAGCCACGCCUGGGUGAGCUCACAGCCUCCCACGUAGCCCCCGACUCCAUCCAGCUGGAAUGGAGCGUCCCCAAGGGCACCUUUGACUCCUUCACAGUGCAGUACAAGGAUGCACAAGGCCAGCUGCAGGUACUGCCUGUGAAUGGUGGUUCCCAUACAGUGACUGUGCCAGAGCUGUCACCGUCUCACCGCUACAAGUUCAACCUGUACGGGAUGUGGGGACGGAAACGUCUGGGCCCCAUCUCCACUGAUGCUGUCACAGCUGCAGUCAUACCAGAGGAGGAACCACCAUCUGAGCCACGCUUGGGCGACCUCACAGCCUCCCACAUCACCCCUGACUCCGUCCAGCUGGAAUGGAGCAUCCCCGAGGGCACCUUUGACUCCUUCGUGGUGCAGUACAGGGAUGAGCAAGACCAGCCACAGGUGCUGCCCGUGGAUGGUGGUUCCCAUACAGUGACCGUGCCAGGGCUGUCACCAUCCCACCGCUACAAGUUCAACCUGUAUGGGGUGUGGGGACGGAAACGUCUGGGCCCCGUUUCCACUGAUGCUGUCACAGCUGAAGUCAAGCUGAAAAAGAAACCACCAUCCGAGCCACGCUUGGGCGACCUCACAGCCUCCCACGUCACCCCCAGUUCUGUCCAGCUGGAAUGGAGCAUCCCAGAAGGCACCUUUGACUCUUUCACGGUGCAGUACAAGGAUGUGAAAGGCCUGCCACAGGUGCUGCCCGUGGAUGGUGGUUCCCAUACAGUGACCGUGCCAGGGCUGUCACCAUCCCACCGCUACAAGUUCAACCUGUAUGGGAUGUGGGGCCGGAAACGUCUGGGCCCCAUCUCCACUGAUGCCAUCACAGCUACAGUCGAACUGGAAAAUAAACCAUCUGAACCACACCUGGGGGAGCUCACAGCCUCCCACAUCACCCCUGACUCUGUCCAGCUGGAAUGGAGCGUCCCCGAGGGCACCUUUGACUCCUUCACAGUGCAGUACAAGGAUGCACAAGGCCAGCCGCAGGCACUGCCCGUGGACGGUGGUUCCCGCACAGUGACCGUGCCAGGGCUGUCACCAUCCCGCCGCUACAAGUUCAACCUGUAUGGGAUGUGGGGACGGAAACGUCUGGGCCCCAUCUCCACUGAUGCUGUCACAAGUGCAGUAGAGCAGGAAAAAGAACCACCAUCCGAGCCACGCCUGGAUGACCUCACAGCCUCCCACAUCACCCCUGACUCCGUCCAGCUAGAAUGGAGUGUCCCUGAGGGUAGCUUUGACUCCUUCACAGUGCAGUACAAGGAUGCACAAGGCCAGCCACAGGUGCUGCCCGUGGAUGGAGAAUCCCGCACAGUGACCGUGCCAGGGCUGUCACCAUCCCGCCGCUACAAGUUCAACCUGUAUGGGAUGUGGGGACGGAAACGUCUGGGCCCCAUCUCCACUGAUGCUAUCACAGCUGCAGUCCACCCGGAAAAGGAACCACCAUCCGAGCCACGCCUGGGCGACCUCACAGCCUCCCACGUCACCCCUGACUCUGUCCAGCUGGAAUGGAGUGUCGCUGAGGGUACCUUUGACUCCUUUGUGGUGCAGUACAAGGAUGCACAAGGCCAGCCACAGGUGCUGCCUGUGGAUGGUGGAUCCCGCACAGUGACCGUGCCAGGGCUGUCACCAUCCCACCGCUACAAGUUCAACCUGUAUGGGAUGUGGGGGCGGAAACGUCUGGGUCCUGCCUCCACUGAUACCGUCACAGCUGCAGUGCAGCUGGAAAAGGAACCACCAUCUGAACCAAACCUGGGGGAGCUCACAGCCUCCCACAUCACCCCUGACUCCGUCCAGCUGGAAUGGAGCGUCCCCGAGGGCACCUUUGACUCCUUCACAGUGCAGUACAAGGAUUCACAAGGCCAGCCACAGGUGCUGCCCGUGGACGGUGGUUCCCGCGCAGUGACCGUGCCAGGGCUGUCACCAUCCCGCCGCUACAAGUUCAACCUGUAUGGGAUGUGGGGACGGAAACAUCUGGGCCCCAUCUCCACUGAUGCUGUCACAGCUGCAGUCCAGUCAGAAAAGGAACCACCAGCUGAACCACACCUGGGGGAUCUCACAGCCUCCUACAUCACCCCUGACUCAGUCCAGCUGGAAUGGAGUGUCCCCGAGGGCACCUUUGACUCCUUUGUGGUGCAGUACAAGGAUGCACAAGGCCAGCCACAGGUGCUGCCCGUGGAUGGUGGCUCCCGCACAGUGACCGUGCCAGGGCUGUCACCAUCCCGCCAGUAUAAGUUCAACCUGUAUGGGAUGUGGGGGCGGAAACGUCUGGGCCCCAUCUCCACUGAUGCUGUCACAGAUGCAGUUAAGCUGGAAAGGGAACCGCCAUCUGAGCCACGCCUGGGUGACCUCACAGCCUCCCACAUCACCCCUGACUCCGUCCAGCUAGAAUGGAGUGUCGCUGAGGGUACCUUUGACUCCUUCACAGUGCAGUACAAGGAUGCACAAGGCCAGCCACAGGUGCUGCCCGUGGAUGGAGAAUCCCGCACAGUGACCGUGCCAGGGCUGUCACCAUCCCGCCGCUACAAGUUCAACCUGUAUGGGAUGUGGGGACGGAAACGUCUGGGCCCCAUCUCCACUGAUGCUGUGACAGCUGCAGUCCACCCGGAAAAGGAACCACCAUCUGAGCCACGCCUGGGUGACCUCACAGCCUCCCACGUCACCCAUGACUCCGUCCAGCUAGAAUGGAGUGUCGCUGAGGGUACCUUUGACUCCUUCACAGUGCAGUACAAGGAUGCACAAGGCCAGCCACAGGUGCUGCCCGUGGAUGGAGAAUCCCGCACAGUGACCGUGCCAGGGCUGUCACCAUCCCGCCGCUACAAGUUCAACCUGUAUGGGAUGUGGGGACGGAAACGUCUGGGCCCCAUCUCCACUGAUGCUGUCACAGCUGCAGUCCAGCCAGAAAAGGAACCACCAGCUGAACCACACCUGGGGGAUCUCACAGCCUCCCACGUCACCCCUGACUCCGUCCAGCUAGAAUGGAGUGUCCCUGGGGGUAGCUUUGACUCCUUCACAGUGCAGUACAAGGAUGCACAAGGCCAGCCACAGGUGCUGCCCGUGGAUGGAGAUUCCCGCACAGUGACCGUGCCAGGGCUGUCACCAUCCCGCCGCUACAAGUUCAACCUGUAUGGGAUGUGGGGACGGAAACGUCUGGGCCCCAUCUCCACUGAUGCUGUGACAGCUGCAGUCCAGCCGGAAAAGGAACCACCAUCCGAGCCACGCCUGGGCGACCUCACAGCCUCCCACAUCACCCCUGACUCUGUCCAGCUGGAAUGGAGUGUCGCUGAGGGUACCUUUGACUCCUUUGUGGUGCAGUACAAGGAUGCACAAGGCCAGCCACAGGUGCUGCCUGUGGAUGGUGGAUCCCGCACAGUGACCGUGCCAGGGCUGUCACCAUCCCACCGCUACAAGUUCAACCUGUAUGGGAUGUGGGGGCGGAAACGUCUGGGUCCUGCCUCCACUGAUACCGUCACAGCUGCAGUGCAGCUGGAAAAGGAACCACCAUCCGAACCAAACCUGGGGGAGCUCACAGCCUCCCACAUCACCCCUGACUCCGUCCAGCUGGAAUGGAGCGUCCCCGACGGCACCUUUGACUCCUUCACGGUGCAGUACAAGGAUGCACAAGGCCAGCCACAGGUGCUGCCCGUGGAUGGAGAAUCCCGCACAGUGACCGUGCCAGGGCUGUCACCAUCCCGCCAGUAUAAGUUCAACCUGUAUGGGAUGUGGGGGCAGAAACGUCUGGGCCCCAUCUCCACUGAUGCUGUCACAGAUGCAGUCGAAGUGGAAGAGGAGCCACCAUCGGAGCCACACAUGGGGGAGCUUGUGGCCUCCCACAUAACACCCAACUCAAUCCAGCUGGAAUGGAGCAUCCCCGAGGGCACCUUUGACUCAUUCACAGUGCAGUACAGGGAUGUUCAAGGUCAGACACAGGUGCUGCCCGUGGAUGGAGGUUCCCGCACAGUGACUGUGUCUGGGUUGUCACCAUCCCAUGGCUACCAGUUCAACCUGUACGGGUUGUGGGGGAGGAAACAUCUGGGGCCCAUCUCCACUGAUGCUGUCACAGCAGCUGCAGUCGAGACAGAAAAGGAACCACCAGCUGAGCCACACCUGGGUGACCUUGUGGCCUCCCACAUCACUCCCAACUCCGUCCAGCUGGAAUGGAGCAUCCCUGAGGGCACCUUUGACUCCUUCACGGUGCAGUACAAGGAUGCACAAGGCCAGCCACAGGUGCUGCCUGUGGACAGUGGUUCCCACACAGUGACUGUGCCAGGGCUGUCGCCAUCCCACCGCUACAAGUUCAACCUGUAUGGGAUGUGGGGGCAGAAACGUCUGGGCCCCAUCUCCACUGAUGCUGUCACAGCUGCAGUCAAUCUGGAAAAGCAACCACCAUCCAAGCCGCGCCUAGUUGAGCUCACAGCCUCCCACAUCACAUCUGACUCUGUUCAGUUGGAGUGGAGGGUCCCUGAGGGCACCUUUGACUCCUUCAUGGUGCAGUACAGGGAUGCACAAGGCCAGCCGCAUGCACUGCCUGUGGACGGUGGGUCCCACACAGUGACCAUGUCUGGGUUGUCACCAUCCCACCGCUACAAGUUCAACCUGUACGGGAUUUGGGGGCGGAAACGUCUGGGCCCUGUCUCUACCGAUGCAAUCACUGCUGCAGUUGAGCCAGAAGAUUUGAUAUCUGAGCCACACCUGGGUGAGCUUAUGGCCUCCCAUAUCACUACCAAUUCAGUCCAGCUGGAAUGGAGCAUCCCCGAGGGCACCUUUGACUCAUUCACAGUGCAGUACAAGGAUGCACAAGGCCAGCCACAGGUGCUGCCCGUGGAUGGUAGUUCUCGCACAGUGACUGUGCCAGGGCUGUCGCCAUCCCACCGCUACAAGUUCAACCUGUAUGGGAUGUGGGGGCAGAAACGUCUGGGCCCCAUCUCCACUGAUGCUGUCACAGCAGCUGCAGUCGAGACAGAAAAGGAACCACCAUCUGAGCCACACCUGGGUGACCUCGUGGCUUCCCACAUCACCCCCAACUCUGUCCAGCUGGAAUGGAGCAUCCCUGAGGGCACCUUUGACUCCUUCACGGUGCAGUACAAGGAUGCACAAGGCCAGCCACAGGUGCUGCCCGUGGAUGGUGGCUCCCGCACAGUGACUGUGCCAGGGCUGUCACCAUCCCACCGCUACAAGUUCAACCUGUAUGGGAUGUGGGGGCAGAAACGUCUGGGCCCCAUCUCCACUGAUGCUAUCACAGUUGAGCCUGAAAAACAACCACCAUCCAUGCCACGCCUGGGCGAGCUGACAGCCUCUCAUGUCACCCCUGACUCAGUCCAGCUGGAAUGGAGCAUCCCCGAGGGUACCUUUGACUCCUUCACAGUGCAGUACAAGGAUGCACAAGGCCAGCCACAGGUGCUGCCUGUGGACAGUGGUUCCCGCACAGUGACCGUGCCAGGGCUGUCACCAUCCCGCCGCUACAAGUUCAACCUGUAUGGGAUGUGGGGGCGGAAACGUCUGGGCCCCAUCUCCACUGAUGCUGUCACAGCAGCAGUUGUGCUAGAAAAGGAACCACCAUCCGAGCCACACCUGGGCGAGCUCAUAGCCUCCCAUGUCACUCCUGACUCAGUCCAGCUGGAAUGGAGUGUCCCUGAGGGCACCUUUGACUCCUUCACAGUGCAGUACAAGGAUGCACAAGGCCAGCCACAGGUGCUGCCUGUGGAUGGAGGUUCCCGCACAGUGACUGUGCCAGGGCUGUCACCAUCUCACCGCUACAAAUUCAACCUGUAUGGGAUGUGGGGGCGGAAACGUCUGGGCCCUGUCUCCACUGCUGCUGUCACAGCUGCAGUUGAGCCCGAAAAGGAACCACCACCCAAGCCACACCUGGGUGACCUCACAGCUUCCCACAUCACCCCUGACUCAGUCCAGCUGGAAUGGAGUGUCCCCGAGGGCACCUUUGACUCCUUCGUGGUGCAGUACAAGGAUGCACAAGGCCAGCCACAGGUGCUGCCUGUGGACGGUGGUUCCCACACAGUGACCGUGCCAGGGCUGUCACCAUCCCGCCGCUACAAGUUCAACCUGUAUGGGAUGUGGGGGCGGAAACGUCUGGGCCCCAUCUCCACUGAUGCUGUCACAGCUGCAGUCGAGACAGAAAAGGAACCACCAUCCGACCCACACCUGGGUGACCUCACAGCCUCCCACAUCACCCCUGACUCUGUCCAGCUAGAAUGGAGCGUCCCCGAGGGCACCUUUGACUCCUUCACAGUGCAGUACAAGGAUGCACAAGGCCAGCCACAGGUGCUGCCCGUGGAUGGUGGCUCCCACACAGUGACUGUGCCAGGGCUGUCACCAUCCCACCGCUACAAGUUCAACCUGUAUGGGAUGUGGGGGCAGAAACGUCUGGGCCCCAUCUCCACUGAUGCCAUCACAGCUGCAGUGGAGUCGGAAGAGGAACUGCCAUCAGAGCCACGACUGGGCGAGCUCAUUGUGUCCCAUGUCACCCCUGACUCCAUCCAACUGGAAUGGAGCAUCCCCGAGGGCACCUUUGACUCCUUCAUGAUGCAGUACAAGGAUGCACAAGGCCAGCCACAGGUGCUGCCUAUGGACAGUGAAUCCCGCACAGUGACUGUGCCAGGGCUGUCACCAUCCCACCCUUACAAGUUCAACCUGUAUGGGAUGUGGGGGCAGAAACGUCUGGGCCCCAUCUCCAUUGAUGCUGUCACAGCCCCAACUCCAGCAGAGGAGGAACCACCAUCCCAGCCCCGUCUUGGUGAGCUCACAGCCUCCCACGUCACUCCUGACUCAGUCCAGCUGGAAUGGAGCGUCCCCGAGGGUACCUUUGACUCCUUCACAGUGCAGUACAAGGAUGCACAAGGCCAGCCACAGGUGCUGCCCAUGGAUGGUGGCUCCCGCACAGUGACUGUGCCAGGGCUGUCACCAUCCCGCCGCUACAAGUUCAACCUGUAUGGGAUGUGGGGACGGAAACGUCUGGGCCCCAUCUCCACUGAUGCUGUGACAGCUGCAGUCAAGACGGAGGAGGAACCACCAUCCCAGCCACGCCUGGGCGAGCUCACGGUCUCCCACGUCACUCCCAGCUCUGUUCAGCUGGAGUGGAGUGUCCCCGAGGGUACCUUUGACUCUUUCACACUGCAGUACAGGGAUGUGCAAGGCCAGCCGCACGCACUACGUGUGGAUGGAGAUUCCCGCACAGUGACCGUGCCAGGGCUGUCACCAUCCCGCCGCUACAAGUUCAACCUGUAUGGGAUGUGGGGGCGGAAACGUCUGGGCCCCAUCUCCACUGAUGCUGUCACAGCACUAGUCAAGUCAGAAGUGGAACCACCAUCCCAGCCAUACCUGGGUGAACUCACAGCUUCCCAUGUUACCCGUGACUCAGUCCAGCUGGAAUGGAGCGUCCCUGACGGGAAAUUUGACUCCUUCAAAGUGCAGUACAAGGAUGCACAAGGCCAGCUGCAGGUGCUGCCUGUGGACGGUGCUUCCCGCACAGUGACCGUGCCAGGGCUGUCACCAUCCCACCAUUACAAGUUCAACCUGUAUGGGAUGUGGGGGCAGAAACGUCUGGGCCCCAUCUCCACUGAUGCUGUCACAGCUGUGGAUGAACUAGAAAAGGAACCAGCAUCCGAGCCACGCCUGGGUGACCUCACGGCCUCUCACAUCACCCCUGACUCUGUCCAGCUGGAAUGGAGUGUCCCCGAGGGCACCUUUGACUCCUUCGUGGUGCAGUACAGGGACACACAAGACCAACUGCAGGUGCUGCCUGUGGACGGUGGGUCCCAUACAGUGACUGUGCCCAGGCUGUCGCCAUCCCAACGCUAUACAUUCAUCAUAUAUGGGAUGUGGGGGCAGAAACGUCUGGGCCCUAUCUCCAUUGAUGCUGUCACAGCCCCAUCUCCAACAGAGGAGGAACCACCAUCCCAGCCCCGUCUUGGCGAGCUUACGGCCUCCCACAUCACUCCUGACUCAGUCCAGCUGGAAUGGAGCGUCCCCGAGGGUACCUUUGACUCCUUCACAAUACAGUACAAGGAUGCACAAGGCCAGCCACAGGUGCUGCCCGUGGAUGGAGAUUCCCGCACAGUGACCGUGCCAGGGCUGUCACCAUCCCGCCGCUACAAGUUCAACCUGUAUGGGAUGUGGGGGCAGAAACGUCUGGGCCCCAUCUCCACUGAUGCUGUCACAGGUGCCCCAGGGACCCUGUGGGUGGGGUCCCUGUGGCCCCGCAGUGCUCGUCUGCACUGGGCACCCCCCCAAGUCCCCCCUGAUGGCUACAUCCUUGUCUACGGCCCCCCCGGUGGCCCCCUGCAGACGCAGCAGCUGCCCCCAGAGGCAACAUCGAAGGAGCUGUGGGGCCUGGAGCCCAUGGGCCACUACUGGGUGCAGUUGCAGAGUCAGGGGCUGGAGCCGGCCCCCGUGCCCCUCGAGGCCACCUUCGACACCCCGCCCCUACUCCAUCCAUACCCCCGGGACUGCAUUGAGGAGCAGCUCAAUGGACCAAGGCCUUCACGCGAGGCCCUCAUCUUCCUCGGGGGUGACCGACAGCGGCCCCUGCGUGUCUUCUGCGACAUGGAGACCGAUGGCGGUGGCUGGCUGGUGUUCCAGCGACGCAUGAAUGGGGCCACUGAUUUCUGGCGGGGAUGGGAAGAGUACGCCCACGGCUUUGGCAAUGUCUCCCAGGAGUUCUGGCUUGGGAAUGAGGCGCUGCAUGCGCUGACGGCGGCUGGCCCCACGGAGCUGCGGGUGGACCUACGGACGCCGCUGGACGCCGCCUUCGCCCACUACCGUGACUUCGCCAUCGCUGGCCCUGAGGAGCACUACCGCCUCCACCUCGGCGCCUAUAGCGGCACCGCCGGGGACGCAAUGUCCUACCACGCUGGCAGCCCCUUCUCAACACGGGACCGUGACCCCCGGCGCCGCCCCCGGCCCUGUGCUGUCGCCUACACAGGGGCCUGGUGGUACCGCAACUGCCACUACGCCAACCUCAAUGGGCGCUAUGGUACCCCCUACGACCAUCAGGGCAUCAACUGGUUUCCCUGGAAAGGUUUCGAGUUCUCCAUCCCCUUCACGGAGAUGAAGCUGCGGCCACAGCAUGACUGAGAGCACCCAGAGAGGAGGCAGGGCUGCCUGGGGCAGUGGUGAUGAAGCCUUUAUGGGGUCAAUAAAAGCUGCGAGCAACCA
Molecule: messenger RNA, 11434 nt
Organism: Cygnus olor (mute swan)
Lineage: Eukaryota; Metazoa; Chordata; Aves; Anseriformes; Anatidae
Gene: TNXB
Product: tenascin XB
Exons: 43
Coding region: 140-11353 (3737 amino acids)
Molecular function (GO): protein binding
Source: RefSeq, a predicted model, not a curated record